GAGAAAAGUCAAGUUGGGUGGGCGUGGGAAAGAGAGAGAGAGAGAGAGGAGACGAGAUUACUUGAGGGGAGGCAAGAGCUGAGCUGAGCCUUGCCCGGACGACUUCUGUCUCCUCUCCUUCAUCAUCUGCUGCUGUUCAUGAUGGUGGAGCUGUCGACGACGUCCUGACUUCUUCUUCUUCUUCCUCUUCUUCUUCCUCAGCUCCAACCCUCAUUCCUAGUCCCCUUUUGCAGGUGCUUUUCCGUCUCUCAUGGGCCUUCUCCCUCUUUACAUCAAGAUGCCUGAUUCAUCACAAGAAGUUCAAAAACACGAUGUGAACCCUGAGCAGCUUCCAAGGGAAGAUAACGAGUAUGUUAGGCUGGUUGUAUCUGAUGAGCCAAUAACAGCUGAAGCUGACAAUUUACAACCUCAAACAGACGAAAGAUUUCACAACUUUCUGUGGUGGACCAAAGUCUUGUCAUUGUUGACUAUUAUUACUAUCGUUGUCCUUGUUUUCUUAAAAUGGGGAGUUCCAUUUCUACUGGGAAAGGUUCUCUAUCCGAUUAUGCAAUGGGAAGCCACUGCGUUCGGUCGUCCGGUUCUUGCCUUGGUGCUUGUUGGUUCUCUGGCUUUCUUCCCUGUAAUAUUAGUUCCUUCCGGACCUUCCAUGUGGCUGGCUGGAAUGAUAUUUGGAUAUGGUCUAGGUUUCAUAAUUAUAAUGGUUGGAACGACUAUUGGAAUGGUCCUGCCCUAUUUAAUAGGACUACUGUUCCGUGAUCGUAUACAUCAAUGGUUGAAAAAAUGGCCCCGAAAUGCAGCAUUGCUUAGACUUGCUGGUGAAGGGAGCUGGUUCCAUCAAUUCAAAGUGGUUGCGCUCUUUAGGAUCUCGCCAUUUCCCUACACUAUUUUCAAUUAUGCAGUCGUAGUGACUAGUCUGCAUUUCUGGCCCUACUUGUCUGGAUCUAUUGCUGGAAUGGUACCUGAAGCUUUCCUUUACAUCUACAGUGGGAGAUUAAUAAGGACAUACACAGAUGUGAAGUAUGGGAAUCAUCACUUGACCACAGUUGAAAUUGUAUACAAUGUUGUCUCUUUUAUUGUUGCAAUUGUCACCACAGUUGCCUUCACAGUUUAUGCCAAAAAAGCCUUACGUGAGCUCGAAAAGAAAGAGGCUAAUGGGGAGGACUCUGCAUCUGAUGAUGGCAUUCUCGAGAUGGAGAAACUUUCUCCGGAAAGACCCACACGUACCAAUUCUUUGUUACCUUCGUUAUAGAUUUUAGAUGAUUGAUACCUGUAAAUAGUUGAAUAUGUAGAAAAGGCUUUAGGGUUCUGUACUGUGGGCCAUUUAUUUUUUUUCUCCUUUCCUCCUCCACUGAUGGCCUAAUAUGGUUUUUUUGUUACUAUAAUAGUUGAGAAUAGUGGUUAAAGACCUGCUCCGAGUGGAGCAUUUGCACAUUACUUGUUUGAAGAUCUAUAGCGGCUAGAAAUGGGGACUUUCCUGCAUUUCUUGGA
Syzygium oleosum is the source of this 1488-nucleotide messenger RNA. RefSeq lists its product as uncharacterized. The transcript is spliced from 5 exons. The record is from RefSeq and is a predicted model, not a curated record. The coding region runs from base 251 to 1249 and encodes 332 amino acids. NCBI's taxonomy places the organism in Eukaryota, Viridiplantae, Streptophyta, Magnoliopsida, Myrtales, Myrtaceae.